Messenger RNA from Ipomoea nil (Japanese morning glory), 1121 nucleotides. Its product is annotated as protein LIGHT-DEPENDENT SHORT HYPOCOTYLS 5-like. Bases 365 to 1042 code for a protein of 225 amino acids. Gene Ontology annotation, biological process: mRNA transcription; response to light stimulus. Gene Ontology annotation, cellular component: nucleus. NCBI's taxonomy places the organism in Eukaryota, Viridiplantae, Streptophyta, Magnoliopsida, Solanales, Convolvulaceae. The transcript has a single exon. The record is from RefSeq and is a predicted model, not a curated record.
AUACGGGGUAUAUAUUGGGAAAGAGGGGAAUAGUGAUGGUGGUGGCAAUUCAACAAGAAAAAUCUAUAGCUGCGAUUCUUCCCCCCUCAUCAGUCACGAGCUGUCUCGCUCUCGUUUUCUCAUCCGCUAGCUUAUUCACUCACAUAAAUGUUCUUUUUAACGUCAAAUCCUCCGUCUUUUCAACCCCGAAAACGCUCUCCUUCUCUCCCAAAAAAGAAGCUUAAACCCCCCCUCCACUCUAUACUCUCCGCCUACAUACCUUUUCCUUGAAUUCAUUGCAUUCAUUCAAAAUCUCAGUAAUAUAAUACAGGAUUCAUAGAUAGAACUGUAUUGUGUUAUUGAUUCGUUCCAAGAAAGCGCAGCUAUGGAGGCUGGAUCCGCAUCAGUAGUUUCAGAGACUGGCGGUGAAGGCGGCGGAGGAGGAGGGGAGGAUCAGCCGUCGGCGAGUGGGAGUGGGACGGGAGAGGGAGGGGGAGAAGGGUCAACGGCGGCGGCUGCGGCGGCGCCGAGCCGAUACGAGUCGCAGAAGCGGCGAGACUGGACUACAUUUUUGCAGUACCUGAGAAACCACAAGCCGCCGUUGACGCUGCCGCGGUGCAGCGGCGCGCACGUGAUCGAGUUCCUCAAGUACCUGGAUCAGUUCGGGAAGACGAAGGUGCACGUGACGGGGUGCCCGCACUUCGGCCACCCCAACCCGCCGGCGCCCUGCGCCUGCCCGUUGAAGCAGGCCUGGGGCAGCCUCGACGCGCUCAUCGGCCGCCUCCGCGCCGCCUACGAAGAGAACGGCGGCCGCCCCGAGUCCAACCCCUUCGCCGCUAGAGCCGUGAGGAUAUAUUUGAGAGAGGUCAAAGAUACCCAAGCUAAGGCCCGAGGAGUCCCUUACGAGAAGAAGCGAAAAAGGUCAACAGCCGCCACCGCCACCGAGGGUGGCAGCGGAAAUAAUCGACGUAAUGGCGGCGGCGGAGGCAGAGGCGACGGUGAUGACACUGGUGGUGGCGCCGCUACUGUCGGUCAGCCACCUCCAGCCACUUCAACAGUAUAGUACGGCCUUGUAAAUAUUCUUAUUUUUUCGGAAAUUAAUAUAUUUCUCCAAAAUUGUAAAUUAUGAGUCCAAAAUUCAG